This is a messenger RNA of Cyclocybe aegerita, 357 nucleotides long. Lineage: Eukaryota; Fungi; Basidiomycota; Agaricomycetes; Agaricales; Hemipholiotaceae. The record is from the annotation of a GenBank genome assembly.
AUGGCCAACCAGUACAACUCCGAUUCUCUCAUCGGCCGCAUCCUACUUGCCAAAGUCGAUACCACCAACCGCGACAGGGUUCUCAGGCACUUGUACCAAAUUCUCUCACAAGUGGCCGUCAGACCCCACGACCCGAAAUUUACUUGCGCUACCUGGGCUAUGGAGGCUGUGUGGCGCUUGCAGAAGGAGGGGCUCAUAAGGCUCAAUGCUCCAGUUGACGCUGCCCUCUGGGACAAGGUCCAUCAGGUCGCGAAGGAUUGUUAUCGCCAAGUGAUCGGUGGAAAUGGCCGGAGACCUUCAGUCGACAUAGCGGGAAAUGGCGCCUCUGCCAUCCCCACCUACGAUUUCCGAGGAUAG